Lolium perenne is the source of this 489-nucleotide messenger RNA. RefSeq lists its product as uncharacterized. The record is from RefSeq and is a predicted model, not a curated record. NCBI's taxonomy places the organism in Eukaryota, Viridiplantae, Streptophyta, Magnoliopsida, Poales, Poaceae.
AUGGCGGCGGUGCUCGAUGCAGACCCGUGCAUCCUCCGUUACGUGGUCGUUGAGGGUUUCCUGCGCGUCAUGGGUCUGGCGCGAUCUAAGGAAUUCGAGGGCUUGUGUCUGCUUAAUACAAAGAAAAUGAACAUGGCUCUUCUGUCAAAGUGGGUGUGGAGGCUGUACCAGGACGAAGACACUAUUUGGGCAAGGAUUAUCCGCGCUAAAUAUGCUGAUGCCUCUGAUCUGUUUGCGGGGACUAGCCAAGGGGGCUCCCAAUUCUGGAAAAAUCUCCACAAGAUUAAACACCUCUUCAAAGUUGGGGCUAAGCAUGAGGUGAAGGACGGAGCUCGUACAAACUUCUGGAUGGAUUGGUGGCUGGGUAAUGUGCCCCUCAAAGACACCUUCCCCCUCCUUUUUGCCAUCUUUGACAACCAGACACUCUCGGUGGCUAACGCCUGGCAUAAUUCUCAGCUGGAGAUCCGCUUCCGCCGCUCCCUGGACUAG